AUGACUACCCCUCAGCAGGACCUCCAACCCGCGCGCGACGUUGUUGACCCCGACUCGACCGCCUUGACCCGCUCGAGCGAUGAGGACGAGGCGACUUCUUCUGCUCGCCGGGAUGGCUCAUCUGAGCCGCUCACUCCCCCUCGACCGUCCCUCUUCGCCUUGCUGCCUGCGGAGGUUCUCGAGAUUAUCGCUCGCGACAUUGCGAGCGAGACUCUUGACAGGCUUCUCGUCAACGACCGCGUCUUCGAGAUCGCGCGCGACUACCGGCUCAAGACUCUCGAGGUCGGCAUCGAGACCAGCGGCAGCAUUCUCCUCAAGCUCGCGACGACUCCCGAGACUGCUUUGAAUGUCAAAGAACUGCAAGUCGAGAAUGUCGACAAGCAUCCCGAGCUACAAUGCAUCAUCUUCCGCAACACCACGAACCUGACGCACCUCGAGGUCACUUUCGGCGACGGCGAGAACAUCGUGGAGGUUCCCGACUGCUUCUGGGCUUUGCGGUCCUUCAACCACCUCAUUCACCUCAACAUCGCGCAUGAGUUCAGACUGCAGCCGCUCGAUGGCUUCUCCCUUGAGCGUGACGUCCCGUCCCUGCGCAAGCUGAACAUUGGCGCCGAAGGGAGCCUGGCAGCCUGCGCGCCAGGCUUAUCCAGGCUGACGCAUCUCAAGGUGUCGUCUACCAGCUUUGACGGCUCGGGCGUGCCGUGGCAAACCCUGACCCAUCUCGACGUCACCAUCGCCCGCCGUGUACACGAAGUGCCCGGGGACGGCCUCGACCUCGAGAAAGUCGCGAACACCCUUGAGACUGCUUGCGCAAUCGCGCCCAUUUCCUUGCGGAGCCUCGCCCUUUCCUUCGACAUCGGCGCUUUGCACGGCUGGCAAGAGUUGGUCCGGAUUGCGGAGAGCCUGCCCAGCUUGACCGACCUCGCAGUUCUUAACAUCAAAUCCUUCGCCGCCUUGAAGUCGUGGACUUCCGAUAGCAAGUUGCAGUCUGUCCUGCGACUCAGGCUGUCCGGGCGCUGCGACUGUUACUCAGCGGACGAGCUGCAAGGAAUGCGAACUCUCCUCGCUCUCUGUCCCGCUCUUCAAGCCCUCCGCCUCGAAACGUUCGACUACUACCGUCGUCCCGCCGUAUUCUCGAUCGAAGAAGAGAAGGAGGCGAUGCUGACCGCAAUCCGUCAAGACCGCCUCGCCGAUGACUUCCCGGGCAUUGCCGACCUGCUGCUCACUCUCGAACAGACGGCUGUCCUCGAUCUCCGCUUGUUGUUCUUCUCGAGCUUCGAGAAGUACAUAGGUGUUCGCUGGUACAGGUUCAUCUCGGACGCGAAGUUUGUUGCCGAUGGCUGGACGUUCAUCUGA
Rhodotorula toruloides NP11 is the source of this 1356-nucleotide messenger RNA. RefSeq lists its product as uncharacterized. NCBI's taxonomy places the organism in Eukaryota, Fungi, Basidiomycota, Microbotryomycetes, Sporidiobolales, Sporidiobolaceae. The transcript is spliced from 4 exons. Bases 1 to 1356 code for a protein of 451 amino acids. The record is from RefSeq and is a predicted model, not a curated record.